AUGAAAAACAAUUCCAAUUUGGCGCGUCAACCGUUUGAAUUUGGAACGAGAGGCGACGAGGCGUACCACGCGUCGAGGCGAACGCCAUUCCAAAGAGAUGUAGAUAUUAUUUUCAAACUUGAUUCAAAACAUCUGAUAGAGUCAUUGACAUCCGAGAAAUCUGUUAAGUACAUAACAGAAUUGGCCCAGGCGUUUGCAAAAAAAGCAGCAGAGACUUUCAUAAAUGAAAUUAAGAAUAAGAAACAUCUAUUUAAUAAGAAACGUAAGAAACGAUCCAAACUAGUUAAAGUGGACAGAGUACAGAAAGUAAUGGAAUCUAAAUAUCAUGAUGAGGAUGUUUUGACUGAAACAGAAGCUUUCAAAUUACUGGAGAAACCUUCACCAGAUGGUGACAACUUGGACUGGCACGCACCUCAAGACCUUACCGCGGAAAUGGAAAAUACCGAAGAACCUAAGACCAAGAAGAAAAGAAUACCAGUGUAUGGUUUAAAGAAAGCUGACCGUGUUACUUACAAUCCCGCGUCACUCAAACUUAUUCCGGAAGACGUCCUAAGUGGAUUAGGGGAAUUAGUGUCGGAUCAAUAG
Danaus chrysippus (African queen) is the source of this 585-nucleotide messenger RNA. The record is from the annotation of a GenBank genome assembly. Lineage: Eukaryota; Metazoa; Arthropoda; Insecta; Lepidoptera; Nymphalidae.